This is a messenger RNA of Indicator indicator, 419 nucleotides long. RefSeq names its product histone H2B 1/2/3/4/6. The record is from RefSeq and is a predicted model, not a curated record. Gene Ontology annotation, cellular component: nucleosome. Gene Ontology annotation, molecular function: protein heterodimerization activity; structural constituent of chromatin; DNA binding. The transcript has a single exon. Bases 14 to 394 code for a protein of 126 amino acids. NCBI's taxonomy places the organism in Eukaryota, Metazoa, Chordata, Aves, Piciformes, Indicatoridae.
GAGACUUGUCGUUAUGCCUGAGCCUGCCAAGUCUGCCCCAGCGCCCAAGAAGGGCUCCAAGAAAGCAGUGACCAAGACUCAGAAGAAAGGAGACAAAAAGCGCAAGAAGAGCCGUAAGGAGAGCUACUCCAUCUACGUGUAUAAGGUGCUGAAGCAGGUGCACCCCGAUACGGGCAUCUCAUCUAAGGCCAUGGGCAUUAUGAACUCCUUCGUCAACGACAUCUUUGAGCGCAUUGCUGGUGAGGCCUCUCGCCUGGCGCACUACAACAAGCGUUCCACUAUCACCUCGCGGGAGAUCCAGACGGCCGUGCGGCUGCUGCUGCCCGGCGAAUUGGCCAAGCACGCUGUGUCCGAGGGCACCAAGGCUGUCACCAAGUACACCAGCUCUAAGUAGAGCAUUUCAGACCGUCAAUUUCAAC